This is a messenger RNA of Aspergillus affinis, 1644 nucleotides long. Its product is annotated as cytochrome P450. The record is from RefSeq and is a predicted model, not a curated record. Gene Ontology annotation, molecular function: iron ion binding; oxidoreductase activity, acting on paired donors, with incorporation or reduction of molecular oxygen; monooxygenase activity. The coding region runs from base 1 to 1644 and encodes 547 amino acids. The transcript has 7 exons. NCBI's taxonomy places the organism in Eukaryota, Fungi, Ascomycota, Eurotiomycetes, Eurotiales, Aspergillaceae.
AUGUCCUUAGUAUACACGCUGAUCAAAUUAGCUAUCCUCUUCUCGGGGCUGAUCUCUCUCCAUCACUGCCUGAAACGCCGAAGAGCACAUGGCUUACCACCUCCUCCCGGGCCAAAAGGCAGUCUCGUUACUGGAAAUUUAGCGGACCUGCCAAAAUCUGACGAACCCGAGGCGUUGCAUUGGUUGAGACAUAAGGAUUUGUAUGGCCCAAUAAGUUCUGUCAAUGUAAUGGGACAGUUGUUCGUCAUUAUUAACGACGCCUGGAUGGCAUUCGAACUUCUGGAGAAACGCUCCGCGAUCUAUUCUUCGCGGCCUAAACAGGUGAUGGCAGGUGAAUUGCUCGGUUGGGAAAACGCACUCGCCUUAAUCCCGUACUCUGCCAAAGUUCGGAGUCAUCGGCGCAAUACAUCCCGAUUUAUUGGGUCGAGAAAGAAAGUCGCAGAAUUGCCUUUGCGGUCUCUGGUCGAGGCAGAAUGCGGUCAUUUUCUACUUCAUACGUUUAGGGACUCACUUGGACUAGUAAAGUAUAUUAGACGAGAAGCAGGUGCUAUAAUUCUCAAGUGUAUUUACGGCUACACGAUUGAAUCCCAUGGGACAGAUCCCCUCGUUGAUGGGGCUGAACAGAUUGGGAUCGAGUUUGCCCAGGCAGCCGUUCCAGGUAGUUGGGUUGUCGAUAUGCUUCCUUUCCUAAAAUGGAUACCCGACUGGUGUCCCGGCUCCAAGUUCAAGCUCUCAGCUCGAGAAUGGCGUCGCAAUCUAAUGGAGUUCACGGAGACACCUCACGCCUUUGUCAAAGGUGAGAUGUCUCAUGGUAGACACACCCCAUCGAUUCUGUCCAGUCUCCUGGAUCAGAAGCACUUAAGCCUUGAGGACGAGGAUUUACAAAAGUGGCUUGCUCUCUCUAUAUAUGCGGCUGGGGCAGAUACUGUAGUGUCAGCCAUCGCAUCGUUCUUCCUCGCCAUGUCGAUCUAUCCAGAGGUCCAGCAGAAGGCGCAGGAAGAAAUCGAUCGCGUGGUGGGAUCCGCACGUCUCCCGAAAGCCAAGGACCGCGAGAACCUACCUUACGUCGAUGCGCUCGUCAAAGAGACCCUGCGAUGGAAGCCGGUAGCGCCUAUGGGUCUUCCGCAUACCAGCACAGCGGACGAUAUUUUCGAGGGGUAUUUCCUCCCCAGGGGGACGACAGUGUUGGCGAACGUCUGGUAUUUCACUCACAGCCCAGCAACAUACCCCAACCCAAUGUCCUUCAAUCCCGAGCGUUUCCUGCCAACCGGCAAGAACCCUACGCAGGAGCUUGAUCCCCACCGCUUUGCUUUCGGGUUCGGACGACGCACGUGCCCCGGCCGCUUCCUCGCCGACUCGAUCAUAUUCCUGAACAUUGCGCAGUCACUGGCGGUGUUUAAUAUUAGCAAGGGGAAAACAGCCGACGGGGUAGGCAUUGAGCCGGAUGUUGGGUUCAAGCCGGGGGUUGUUAGCCAUCCACAUCCGUUUACGGCUGCAGUCACGCCACGGAGUGAAAAGCACGAGCUGCUGGUGAGGGAUGUUGAGAAGGUGUUCCCGUGGCAAAGAAGUGAUGCGGAUAAAUUAGAUGGGAGAUGGAGUGUUUGUGGGCACGAGCGAGAUCAGGACAUGAAUGUAGAGGUCUAG